AUGCCGCUUGAAGUACCAAAGACUUUGCCACCAAGGAAGAAUAUUGAUCAUAAGAUUGAGUUGCUGCCAGUCGUCUAUCGUGAUGAUAUUGUUAUCUAUAGUCAAACAUUGGAUGAACAUGUCAAUCACUUAAGUAUGAUGUUGUCUCAGUUGAGGAAAUACACACUUUAUGUUAAAAUGAAAAAGUGUGAAUUCGCUCAACAAGAAAUAAAACUUCUGGGGCAUCUUGUUAGUAAAAUCCUAGUUCAAAUGGAUCCUAAGAAAGUGCAGGCAUUUGUUGACUGGCAAGCACCAAGAAAUGUUAAGGAUUUGCGAUCGUUUCUUGGGUUGGCUAACUAUUACAGAAAGUUUAUUGCGGGUUAUUUAAAAAGGGCAGCGACUCUGACUGACUUGUUGAAGAAAGAUGCUAAAUGUAUAUGGGUUGUACGAUAUGAAAAAGCUUUUAAAAAUUUAAAGGAAGCUAUUACAUCUGAACCCAUAUUAAAGUUGCCUGAUUUUGAAUUGCCAUUUGAAGUACAUACUAAUGCGUCUGAUAAGGCUAUUGAAGGCGUAUUAGUACUGGAAGGUCAUAAUGUGACACUUCGAAAGUCAAAAACUGAAUGA
Messenger RNA from Solanum lycopersicum (tomato), 603 nucleotides. RefSeq lists its product as uncharacterized. The record is from RefSeq and is a predicted model, not a curated record. NCBI's taxonomy places the organism in Eukaryota, Viridiplantae, Streptophyta, Magnoliopsida, Solanales, Solanaceae.